This is a messenger RNA of Oncorhynchus keta (chum salmon), 8125 nucleotides long. Its product is annotated as latent-transforming growth factor beta-binding protein 4-like. NCBI's taxonomy places the organism in Eukaryota, Metazoa, Chordata, Actinopteri, Salmoniformes, Salmonidae. The transcript has 39 exons. Bases 278 to 6769 code for a protein of 2163 amino acids. The record is from RefSeq and is a predicted model, not a curated record. Gene Ontology annotation, molecular function: calcium ion binding; transforming growth factor beta binding.
CAAUGCAAUAACUAAUAGUGGAGUCUGAAGAGUCGAGUUUAUUUUCUAUUUGAAAAGUAAAUGAUCUAGCCUAUUAACUGCAUUUGCAAAAAUAGGCCAAACGAAGACAUGUGCUCAAAUUGUAUAUGAUUGUUUUGUUUUGGCUCACCUAUUGCAUAAAAUUGUUUUCUAUUUCUUAGUUUCUAAAUUGUAUUUUUCUUUUAACAAUUUCCUGGUGAUUUCGUUGCACUUGGAUUAUUUAUAGGGUCGAUUUGUAACGCAGAAGAUACUUCUAAAGAUGUCAAGCAGGAGAUAUGCUAACUUUUUCGUUCUUGGAGUGACAUUUCUUGUAUUUCUUACAUUUUCGAAAUGUGGGACACUAGUGAGGCGUUCAGCCCGUAAAGGGCACGAGAUGCAGAGGCGAACGGCGGGCAGGUACCAACACGCAACCGUGAAUGAUCAAGUUUAUCAGACUCAGUGGAGAAUGACGACGACUUCAAAACCCAAAUUAAAACAGAAACAGUACCAUUUUAAUGGAAAGAAAUACUGGAAAUACGCAACAAAUGUCACACUUCAGUUAAAUGGGACUAACGUCUGUGGAAACAGGUGCUGCCACGGAUGGACCGUUUCACCCAAGACUCAGAAAUGCACCAAACCAAGAUGCCUUCCACGUUGCCACAACGGAGCCGUGUGCAGGCAGCCCAACAUCUGUGAAUGCCGAACGGGCUUCUACGGGGCCCGCUGUGAGUUUGCAAGCGUGACCUAUGGCCUCGUAGGCCUACCCUGGGCCUUCCUGCGCCCCACCAGCCCCAUGGUCAGCACCACCACCACCCUUUCACCAACCACCACCCUCUCACCAACCACCGUCAUCCCCAACACCACCCCAGUGCCCACUGAGACCACAGCUGCAUGGAGGACAGAGGGGACACCAGUCAGCACUGUGCGCUGGAAACCUCUUACUCUGCAGGAGGCUCAGUCAGUGCUGCUAAAGAAGGCAUUGGCCCGUGGGGGCCGAGGCGACAAGAUGACCUCCAUCCUGAUGAAACACAUCGAGACAGAGCGGAAGAAGCUUCAAUCAGCCUCACCGUCAGACCUACAGGACACCCGGACCACCAGUGUCAAGAGCUUCCACACCCAGAAGGGCCAGUACACCAUCCACGUGAGCCCACCUGCAGCCAGAAACCAGACCGCCGGCCACCGAGGAGGAACGGCAGCAGGGGCAGGAAGGAGAGGAGCUGAGCGCAUCAAGGUGCUCUUCACCCCGACCGUCUGCAAGGUGCGCUGCACCCAGGGACGCUGCACCAACUUCUGCGAGCAGGGCAAUGUGACCGCCCUCUACAUCAGUGAACAGGGGGACCGGGCUGCACUGGGACCGGGCUUCAGAGUCUUCCUGUGCCCCAUGUUGUGUCAGAACGGAGGGGUCUGCAUCCAGAAGGACCGCUGCCUCUGCCCGCUAACCUUCACCGGCAAGUUCUGCCACAUCCCCGUGGCCACGCCCUCCACCAAUGACAUUGAGAAGCCUCCGCGCAGCCCCUCGAUGCUGGCCAGUCAGCAGCUGCUGUCCCAGUCGGAGUACAUUCUCCCCCUGCAGAGCCAGCAGCAGAGCCACAGUCAGCCCAGCGGUGCAUCUGGCUCAUCCAUGGUGAAGGUGCGGGUGCAGCACCCACCAGAGGCCAGCGUGAAGAUCCACCAGGUGCUGAAGGUGGGCUAUGGGCCAGGCACGGUUAGGGAGCAGUCGGAGACGGUCACCUGGUCAGCAGGCCUCUCGGGGGCCAGCACCAGUGUUCUGCCAGGGGAGAGGGCCGCAGCCAUACCACCUAAACCCAGAGUCCAGGCCCAGACACUCCACGGUAACUCCACCAACACAGAAUCUUCUGUGUUCAAGUACUGCUUCAGGGAGGUCCGCAACGGCCAGUGCAGCUCACCUCUCCCAGGACUGAGGAGUCAGGACACCUGCUGCCGAGGGAUUGGAUUGGCCUGGGGCAUCAACGAGUGUGUCCUAUGUCCCCCUAACACAGGAAAUGGAGUCGAUGGGAGCUGUCCGGCUGGAUUUGAGAGGAUCAACGGCACCCAGUGUGUUGAUGUUAAUGAGUGUUUGCAGCCAGGCUUCUGUGAGAACGGCAACUGUGUGAACACUCGAGGGAGCUACAGUUGUGUCUGCAGGCAAGGAUACAUACUGGACGCCUCUCACGGGAUCUGUAUCUCCCAUAGGGUGAUCUCGGAGGAUAAGGGCCAGUGCUAUCGUAUCCUGAACUCUGGCUCUGGCCGUGGUAGCUGCUCCGUGCCCAUCCUCAGGAACAUCACCAAGCAGAUCUGCUGCUGCAGCCGCGUGGGCAAGGCCUGGGGAGAGAACUGUGAGAGGUGUCCUUACUUUGGAUCAGUUGCUUUCAAGGAGAUCUGCCCAGCAGGGCCUGGCUACCACUACUCUGCCUCUGUCAUCCAGUUCAACCAGAGGUUGCUGGAGCAGCACGGGACUGGAGGUCCCCCUGUCAUAUCCCAGAGCACGGGACAGACCAGCCCACAACAACCAGCCAGUAGUGGUGCACAGACUCCCCAAACUAGUCACCAACAAUCUUCAGGCUCUCUCACUCCCCAAACCAGGCCUCAACAACCAGGUAUCACUACUCUGCUCACCACUCCGACCAGACCCCAACAGCCAGGUGGUGGCGCUCUCACGCUUCAGACCAGACCCCAGCAGCCAUCAGUGGAGCAGUGGAGCAGUGGAGGCUCCCUGUCCUCCCAGGGCAGACCACACAUUCCAGCCAGCUCUGUUACAGCAGGACCCACCCGGGUGGUGACCGCUCGGCCCCUCACUCAGACCCAAUGGCCUCCAGUUGACCGACAGCCAGUAUCUCCAGUGAGACCUGCCCAGCCCCUCCCACCUCUGGUCACGCCCCGCCCACCCAUCCCCAGGCCAGUGCGGGGUGUGUGUGAGACCAUGCCCCAGGUGUGUGGACAGGGCCGUUGUGUGAACCAGCCCGGAGGGAGACAUACCUGCAUCUGUAACGAGGGAUACCAACUCAACGCUCAGCAGACUCGGUGUCAAGACAUAGACGAGUGCAGGGCUUCUCCCCCGCCCUGCGGCAGCGGCCGCUGCCAGAACACAGAAGGGGGCUUCAGGUGCAGCUGCCCCUCUGGAUACCAGCCGGGACCCCGGGGCACCAGCUGUAUAGAUAUUGACGAGUGUCGUCAGGUUCCGAACCCCUGUAACAACGGCCGCUGUGAGAAUAGCCCUGGUAGCUUCAAAUGUGUCUGCCGCACUGGGUACGCGCUAGAGGGAAACGCGUGUAAAGAUGUGGAUGAGUGUGAGGACCCCUUGAGGUGUCCUGUUCAGGCCUGUGCCAACUCUCCAGGAUCAUACAAGUGUGUGUCUUGCCCGCCAGGCUUUGGCCUGCUCAACGAACAAUGCUCAGACGUUGACGAGUGCCAUCAGACCCCCAGCCUUUGCACCAAUGGUCGUUGUGAGAACACUCCUGGGAGCUACAGGUGUGUUUGCCACACAGGAUACAAACGACAAGGCAAGACCUGCACAGAUGUGGAUGAGUGUGAGGACCCUUUGAGGUGUCCUGGUCAGGCCUGUGUCAAUUCUCAGGGUUCUUACAACUGUGUGUCCUGCAAGCCAGGCUUCAGCAUGAUCAAUGGACAAUGCUCAGAUAUAGAUGAGUGUCGUCAGACCCCCAGCCCAUGCACCACCGGUCACUGCGAGAACACUCAGGGUAGCUACAGCUGUGCGUGUCUCACUGGCUACAGACUACACGGCGAUACCUGUACAGACGUGGAUGAAUGUGCAGACCCGUCCCAGUGCCCUGGCCAGGAGUGUGUCAACUCCCUGGGCUCAUACAAGUGUGUGUCCUGCAAGCCAGGCUUUGGGCUGGUCGACAGACACUGCACAGAUGUUGACGAGUGCCUCCGCAGCCCCACUCCCUGCGCUAACGGCCGUUGUGAGAAUACGGCUGGAAGCUACAAGUGUGCGUGCCGAUCUGGCUUCAGGCUACAGGGCAACACCUGCGGAGAUGUCGAUGAGUGUGAGAACGCUCUGCAGUGUCCUGGUCGGCAGUGUAUCAACUCUGAGGGCUCCUUCAUAUGUGUAGCCUGUAGCCCAGGCUUUGAGGCUGGAAACGGACAGUGUACAGAUAUCGAUGAGUGUCGCCAGACCUCCAACCUAUGUGCCAACGGUCGCUGUGAAAACACUCCGGGUAGCUACCGGUGUGUUUGUCGCACCGGGUUCACACCGCAGGGCAGCAUCUGUAUUGACCUGGAUGAAUGUGAAGACCCCUCACAGUGUCCUGGGCAACGGUGUGUGAAUUCUGAAGGCUCCUACAAGUGUAUCGCCUGCAAAGCGGGCCACGGCAUGCGAGAUGGGUUAUGCGCAGAUGUGGAUGAAUGCCAGAGCCCUGACACCUGCGGUGCAGCGAGGCUGUGCGUGAACACGGACGGCUCUUACCGCUGUGACUGUCAGCCAGGCUACAGAACCGCUGGCCUCGGACGCCAGUGUAGAGACGUCAACGAGUGUCUAGAGGGGGAGUACUGCUUCCCCAGGGGAGAGUGUGUGAACACAGAGGGCUCCUACCGCUGUGUGUGCUCCCAGGGAUACACCACCAGCAGCGACAGCAGCUCCUGCCUGGAUGUGGAUGAGUGUGCCAGGUCAGGCCCGGGGGCGUGCCAGGAUGGCCGCUGUGUCAACACAGAGGGCUCCUACCAGUGCCAGUGCCAAGUGGGAUUCACCACCAACCCAGAGAAGACAGCCUGUCUGGAUGUAGAUGAGUGCUCAGAGGGAGCAGUGUGUCGGUCACAACGUUGUGAGAACACCGUUGGCUCCUACCGCUGUAUCACCUCCUGUGAGCCGGGCUACCGGGUCACCCGCACCGGAGAGUGCGUCGAUAUCAACGAGUGUGCCAAUGAGACCGUAUGCGGGGAGCAUGCGUUCUGCCAGAACCUAAUUGGAACAUACCAGUGCAUGUGUGACCAGGGCUACACAGCCACCAGCGAUGGGAAGGGAUGUGUGGAUGAAAACGAGUGUGAGACUAUGCAGGGCGUGUGUGGCGCGGCGCACUGUGAGAAUGUGGACGGCUCCUUCAUGUGUGAGUGUCCAGGAGAGGGGGAAGAGUUUGAUACGCGCUCAGGACAGUGCCUCAGCACGCCCCGACCAGGUCGUCCGGCGUACCCUGGCGGCUCCUCCUCUUCUUCGUCUUCCUCCACCACCGGUCUCGGUCCCCAGCGUCGGCCCGAUGCGUCCCAGCUGCCCCCUGCCCGGCCUGGCGAGUUCAGGGAGUGUUACUACAGCACCGGGGAGCAGAGCUCGUGCAGCAUCCUGGCCCGCAACACCACACAGCAGGAGUGCUGCUGCACCGUGGGCCAGGGCUGGGGCAUGGGCUGCCAGUACGACCCCUGUCCUCCGCUAGGCACAGCCGAGCACCAGGCGUUGUGCCCCAGCGGACGAGGAUAUGUUACCGGGCCAGGAGCAUUUAGCUACAAAGAUGUGGAUGAGUGUAAGCUGUUCCACCCUGAGGUGUGUAAGAGCGGUGUAUGUGUCAACAACAUCCCUGGCUACUCCUGCUACUGCACCAUUGGCUACUACUACGACGACGUGUUUCUGGAGUGCAUCGAUGUUGAUGAGUGUGAGGCAGGGGAGGACAGCUGUCCAGGGGGAAUCUGCGUCAACAUAUUAGGCUCACACUUCUGUACCUGCGAGCCUCCUCUUGUGUUGGACGACACUCAGCGCAGCUGUGUCAAUUCCACUGACCUCGCCGUGGAUGAGAACCUAUCGUUCUGCUGGCAGUUUGUCACAGCAGACCUGGUGUGUCAGAGCCCCCUGCUGGGUGGACAGGUCACCUUCACUGAGUGCUGCUGUCUGUAUGGAGAGGGCUGGGGACUGCAUUGUGCUCUGUGUCCUGCCAGAGACUCAGAGGACUAUGAGGCUCGCUGUAACGUCUUCCUGGGGCCCCCAGAGUUUCCUCCCCCCUUCCCUGACCCCUACGGGCCGGACCCAGGGCCAGGACCCGGCAGAGGAGGAGAGGGAGGAGGAGGAGUGGGGUAUCGCGUGCCCAAUGGACCGGACUCCUUCCCAGACCCCAUCCCCCGCAGGCCUGAGUACCCCCAGCCUGACUAUGACGACUACACACCAGCGGGAGGCAGCAGGUCUGGCUUCAGAAGCAGAACGCCCAGCACCUUCAGCGUCCCAGAGAGCCCGUACAGACGACCCUCAGGAUACAUUCCCGAGCGGUACUAUGACGAGGACGACUACGGCCCGCCUGACGCUCCUCCGAGACCCCAUUUCCGGACCCUCCCAGACCCUCGUUCUGAGCUUGCCUUUGGGGCGCGACCCCGUCCCCCCAUCCGAGAGGGCCUCCCUCUGAGUCUGGCCCCCCUCUCGGACAGUGACCCCUACAGUGAGGAGGAGGAGGAGGAGGAGGAGGGGCCAGAUCCCUGGCGUGUGGGACCCCCUUUCCCUUCGUUCCCUGACAGACAGGGGCCAGGUGGUGGUGGCCCACGGAGAGUCUAUGAGAGACGAUAUGAGCCGUAUGCAGGCCUGAGCACAGAGGACUGUGGGAUACUGCACGGCUGUGAGAACGGCAGGUGUAUCCGGGUGGCGGAGGGAUACACGUGUGACUGCUACGAGGGCUACGAGCUGGACAUGACCUCCAUGGCCUGCAUAGACAUCAAUGAGUGUGUGGAUCUUGACAACGCGUGUACGAACGGCCGAUGCAUCGACACAGACGGCUCCUAUCGCUGUGUGUGUCACCGGGGCUACGUCAUGUCCCGGCGGCCCAACCACUGUGUGGCAGCAUAACACAGCUACUACUUUCAACAUUGUCUUCCCCCACUCAUCAGUCCUAUCUGCUACCGGGGAAGUGUUCCCUCUGGCCUCCACAGGCUCGGUCAGGAGCUCACGAAUGUACCUGUCCAUUUUCUGACCCGAGAGAAAAGCUGAGAGGGUUGUUCUCUGAAGAAAACGCCGACGUAACUGACGCACAGUGUCUGAGAGAGAUUUGAGUCCAAAGAACUCUGAUAUUAAUACAGUUUGAGUUCUAUACAGCGCACACACAACUCAUUAUACAUACACAUACACGCUCAACUAAGCACAUACACUCGAGACUGCUGUUAUAAAGCAGGUAAAUAAAUAUGUCCAUUCGCCAAACCUUUCCUUUGAUGUUGAAAUGCGUAGUGGUGAAAAAGAGGUUAACGUACAUUGUGCAGAAUCCUAACGAUACGAACACGUAUCUAAAGGUAGGAUCCGGCCCAUUGAGAUGGCUCACUUUGAGCUCAAUCGUGAUCAACACACCGUGUUCUGUGCCUCGACCCUGUAGUCUCUUAAGACAAAUAAUGACAAGCUACUGCUACAGACGAGCAGAGCCUUUGUCUAAGACAGAAUCCCUGUCUGUGGAUGUUUUGUUAACGAACGCUCUCUUUAGCUGGAAUGUACAGAAAACACAGCAACAUCACGACAUCGCUGAACCAAAUGUCUGUCACUCUAAAAUGUCAGUGACUUGUAAUUCUCUCCAUUUGUUGAUUUUACAACCCCGUCGGUGUUUGUUUUUGUGGUUGCUUCUUGUAUUAAUUUAUGCCGUUUAAAGUUAAGUUGCUCUUUAUGUAAUGAUAACUUGUAUUAUUUUAUAGAAAUGUAUAUGCGAGGAAGCUACACACCACUGACGUACGUGUCUGUACAUUUGAUUUCUUUAGACUUUUGUAGCCAAUUUGCAUUUUUUUAUUUUUUUUUUCAUGAGAAUCGAAUGUACCUGAAAACUGAUAUAAGAUAGUUGACUUUGUAUUCACAAUUUGAAAUGUUGUUUGUGUGAUCAAAACACAAUCCGUGAUCAAAUACCGUGUACAUAUUUACAAUUGAGAACUUUUUGACCAAAUGGUAUCUGUUUCAGUGAGUAGAAGCUUCUCUGUAAAUGUUCCUACUUCCUGAUGUAGUUCACAAGCUGAAACAAACCCGGAAGCAUUUCCACCUUUCAGCACCUAAAGAUGUGUAACACUAUGCACUGUAUUUGUUGAUGACGUAGCUCUUGUGUACUUUUUACUCACAACUUUGUACAUUUUUUACAUUUGUUUCUGGAAUUUGUUCAUUGUUUUGUCAGUGAUUUUUGUAUCAUUAUUGCUAUGAAAACGAUUUGAAAAUAUAUUUGCACACUUUCCAUUCCAA